CACGCGCCCGCAUUUACUUGCCAGCCCUCGCUUGACUUGAUGCUAACGGUUACCACCAACUUUGUGGCCAUAUGCGACUGAGACUUGCUAAGACUGACUGCUCGGCCGUACUGUGUCUGAAUCGCUACACUUUGGUGCUCUAUCUUUGCACAGAUCCAACGGUGUUGCCUCAUCACUGAUUAUGUUCCUGCCACCAAAACUAUUAAAUCAUGCCGCCUGUUAAUCAGCCCUGGCGGACUCCAACUGUUGGCGUGCAAGCCCCUCAAAUCGCCAGCGAGUACUCCACUCAGCCAUACAGCAGAGUUGAUGGACCCGACCGUGAUGGCCGCAAACGAAUAAGAAUAACCCCAAUCGUUUCCGCGCCAGACCCAUGGACCAGACAGCUGGAGCGGGAAAGUGCAGGACCAGGUCAUGCGCUUGAUAUGGGAUCAAUAGCUACGUCAGGUACUUGGGGCUCUACAGCGAAACAGGAGGCAGAAGAUUCCACCAUCGUCGAGGAUUUACCGGAAGAAGAAGAAUACUACUCUGAUGUGAGCAACGGUUCUCCAGAUGCCAUGGAAAAGGCAGGGUUGGAGCUCGAGGAGGGAGACGACUUGCUUCAAGAAGCUCCCAUGAAUAGACCUAGCAAGCUUGGGACAAGCCGAGUUACCGAGAUCAUCAAUGAGUGCAUUGAGAUGUAUGCCCAAGCUUGGAGGCCUGGAAAAGACAAAACGAAGCCCAAGGAUGAGAAAGGAAAAGGCGAAGUCCCUGUUGUGUACGAUCCAGUCGCAUUAUGGGAAGAGGCAGAGGCCGCUGGACAGCGGGAAGAGCUUGCUGAAAAGUACGACAUGGAAGCAGAAUACUACCGGCAACGCCUCGACAAACUCUGCGAUGAGAUCUUCAGAGACCCUGGUGACACAGUAGCUGGCGUCAAGAUGAAAUGUCGAAACCUCGAGGUUACCGUAGAGUUACUCGAACGUGCAGGAUGGCUCGCACUGAUAUACAAAGAACCGCCGAAAGACGCCACUGACGAUGACUCGCGGGAAGAAGAUCAUGCCACUUCCAUUGGGACGGCUCCAUCAACUGCACAACCAGUUGGCUCUACAAUCCCACCAAGUUCAAUGGGCGGAUUCAUGGAUCUUGGUACGCCUCCAGAUACGUCGGAUUCCGAGGAUGACGUUACUCCACUCAGUGACCCACCCAUAACGCCUGCAAAAAGCAACAACAAGCUAGCACCGAGUAUUCAAACUCACUUGUUAUCGUCAGAUCCCGUUGUUGUCAAUACCAUAGAGACCCCAGGCCCUGCGGUAGCAGCGACUACGCCCACUGCUGUGCGCUCGCGAGCACCGCUUGGAGAUGCGCCUGAGCAUGCGUCUAUGUCCACAGUGAGUCGUUGGAAUUGGUCCCAGCUGAAGGACACGCAAGAUCGAAAACGAAUUGUGUCCAAAGUAAUCCAUGAGCUGAGCUCGACAGAUAGAGAGAUGAUCAGGCAGAGACUGCAGAAAGUCGGCAGAGCGAAUGUGGCUCGAGAGAUCCCAAUGUGCGUCGCCCUGCUUCUGCGCGGCGACAAGAAGAUGCCAGGAAUCUUACCACAAGACCAACCAAAGAUUGUUACUCUUAUGAGAUUGUUCCUGUGCUGGUGGCUGUGCGGCAACUACUUUGUGGAAGAACCAUCUGGAGAGUGCCUCGAAGAACUGGCAAGUUGCCUAAAACAGAACUCGCCAGACCCCACGACUUUUUGCGACUACCUCGACACGGUCCUAAACACGACGUUCAGCCUCGAAGCUUUGAGCAAUCCAACAAAGCCCUCACAGGCAGAAAUCAUCGAAAUUUCUGACGACGAUGAACCCCUUCCACCGCUUCACAAACAGCGAAAGAGCAAUGUCGACAAACCUGGAAGCUUGCAGAAAGGUCCAACGAUUGUCAUUGACUGA
This is a messenger RNA of Macroventuria anomochaeta, 1913 nucleotides long. RefSeq lists its product as uncharacterized. NCBI's taxonomy places the organism in Eukaryota, Fungi, Ascomycota, Dothideomycetes, Pleosporales, Didymellaceae. Bases 210 to 1913 code for a protein of 567 amino acids. The record is from RefSeq and is a predicted model, not a curated record. The transcript is spliced from 2 exons.